Messenger RNA from Trypanosoma brucei brucei TREU927, 3603 nucleotides. RefSeq lists its product as hypothetical. Bases 1 to 3603 code for a protein of 1200 amino acids. The transcript has a single exon. The record is from RefSeq and is a predicted model, not a curated record. NCBI's taxonomy places the organism in Eukaryota, Euglenozoa, Kinetoplastea, Trypanosomatida, Trypanosomatidae.
AUGUCAACACCAAUUGGUUCUCGCAGUCGUACGCAUAGCAUCCGAAGGGAGUCUGCUGCAUCUUUACCACAGAGUACUACGUGUAGUAGUGAUAGUACCAGUCCCCCACGCGCGGUGCCUACAGACGGAACUGUGAUGUGGUCGGGGAGUGACAGAACUGUGAUAGGUAAUGAAGUUGCUGUUGGAGAUGUAAGUGCUUGUAGUGGUGACAGUUGUAAAAAAAGCGGUGGGGAUCGUUCUUUUGCCUCAUACGCCAGCGGCACCAGUUACGUUGACUGCUCGGGGAUUGGCGCUGUUGCAAAACGAUCUUGCGUGGAGGAGGAGGCUUUCCAACGCGGCCGGAUUUACCUUCAGCAACUAGAAUCGUGGAAGAACCUCCGUGUGCAGGCCCUGCAAGAACAACCGGGGAGUCUCGCCUGUAGCCGUUCCGCUUCACUGCGGAGCCUCAGUACUGCGACACGGCAAGAGGUCGUGCUUUUUAGCCCACCUCGACGGCAGCGUCAGCAACAACUCCUCUCAACAAGUCCCCAACUGCAGCAGGAGGCCACAUCACCACAGCCACAACCACAGCCGCAACUGUCACCACCGCCGUCACCGGCUAAACAAGCGCAACCCCAGCUAGCGCGGCCACAAUUGCAGCAGCAGCCGAAGUCGCAGUCGCAGUCGCAGUCGCAGUCGCAGUCGCAGUCGCCACAGUUAUCACAACCGCAGAGACCUUUCAAUAGCAGGCGCCCGGGCGACUCGGAGUGGGGUGGAGCGCAUCUACUCGAGAAGUAUUACGAAGGUGAGGUGCGGCGAGUGGCACAACGCGGGCAAAGGUUGCAGGAACGUGAGUGGCGUCUGAUGGAGCGGCAGUUGCAAGAUGCCCGAGCAGCAGAGACUCGGGCAGUUGAAGAGGCUCGAGCCACAGCGGAACGAGUGCGGGCUCUGGAGGGGCAGUUACACGCAGCUCAGCAGGCGCUCGCGGGUGUGUCCGCUUCAGGUCGCGAAGCGCUAGAGGACUUACAGCUGCGUGAUCGGCAGGUGGAGGUGCUUUCCAUUGAAGUGGAGCGGCUGCGGAUGGAGAACAUGACUAUUGCUGUGGAGCGCCGGAAGGUUGAGUCUCUCAUGAAGGAGCGUGUUGGGGAGUUGGAAGCCGCAGCGGAAGCUAGUAGGCAAACCGAGGCGACACUGGCUGCCCGCCUGCAGGAGGCACAAUACGAACUGAGCGGUCAUCACCAGGUGCUGAGAGAGCGGGAUGAAGCUCUCUGUCGUGAGUCACAAAGUCAUCAACUUGUAGAAGAGCGGGUUGCGGAGAUGGAACGCCAACUUAAAGAGGCAACGAGCUUGGUGGAUGGUGAGCGACAAGAGGCCAGGAGACAGGCAAAGAGGCAGGCGAAGGCGCUUCAGCAGUCUCAGGCCAGGUGUGAAGAGCUUCAGCGUCGUUACAAGGAAAAGGAGCGCGAACUCACAGAGCAGGCGGAACGCUACGAAGAAAUUCUCGCGGCACGAGAUGCCUCCGCCGCUUCGACCACCGCUCAGAUAGAAAAGGAAGUCGACGGUUACAGACGGCAAUACCGAGAGCUCCAGCAACAGUUGCUUCAAGAGCGUGUUGCCAUGGCCGCAGUUGCCGAGACGCAACGGGCCGAAGUGUUGAGGUUGCGUCGGACCUUAAAUGCGUUGCAGGAGGAGUUGUUGUUAGAGGCAGAGGAUAGUCGCGGAAGCUUGGCGGCCUCCCGAAAGCACUUGCAGGGAGAACUUGCACGGGGUCGGCACGCAGAGGCACUUCUACGAGAAGCGAGCGCAGAGGUGGCAAGGCUGCGGACAACUGUUGCAGACUUGCAGCAGAAACAGCAUGGAUCGGAGGGAGUACUGCAUGAUUCGCCAGCUCAACUGAGCCCCAAGCAAAAACAAACUAAAAAGCAGAGGCAGAAACAGCGGCAACGGCACGACCCACCACUCCCCGAAGAUGAACCAGUUCCGUUGCCUGGUGACACCACGAGUUUGCUCUUAAACGAGUGUGACGACGUUAAUAAUGAUGAUAGGUCGACUCAUCAUCAUGAUUCAUACCACUGUAAUGGUGGGGGGCAUAACCCUCAACAGUUCCUGUUUCCUUGUAAAAAGGGUGAUGAUGGUGAGGAGCGAUCUCCUAGUGUGCGCAAUGGUACCGUGCCCCAUGCAGUUGACAGGCCCAGUUCUUCGCUAUCACGUGGUGAGCAGGAGAAUGCGCAGGCGAACGGAGAAACUGCGCCGUCACCGGAACCAUCGUACACCUGCACGGAAUCGGCGACAUCAGAUCUUGUUAAGUGCAUAGAGGAGCGGUUGGAACCGCACCUGGCUGCGUUGCAGACAAAAGUAGUCGAUGCGGUGAGUGCGCUCACGUCUGCUGGGGGUUAUGGAGUGCCGGAGGAGCAGCCCCAACAGCCACAUGACGACAAGUACCAACUGACGCAUUUAGUCAACUCGCCACCCACACGACGUGGCACAGCGCCACAAGUGGCAGAUGCAGCUCUUACGCUGGGCUGCGUGGUGAAGCUCCUCGAAGCUGUAUCCACGCUAAAUGUAGUCUUGCCGUACUUCGAGUCUCUGUCCUAUCAAGCAGCUGCCGACGGGGUGCUUCGUGGCAUGGAUAAGCGGUUGGUAGAGUGUUUGCAGCAACAGCAGCGGUUACUGCGCUUCGCCAUGCAGAAAAUAGAUGAGGGACGAGGGCAAGGGGGGAGUCCACCCGCGUCCAAUGUGUUAUCUGCUUCCAACGUUGCCAUUGGGGAUCCGCUCAUCCCUGCAUUAACAGUGGCUUUGGAGGAGCGUCUCGAGACAUUGUUAGCCAUGGCUGACCUCAGCAACUGGGCGGGGCCUUCGUCAGACCCUGCGACGGUUUCUACGCACCCGCAGUUUGAAGAAGCUGGCAACGCUUCGGUGUCCGCAGAGCCGAUGGCGUUGAGGCAAGUGACUCCGUCGUCACGUGAUGAGGAUCACGCGUUGCAACAGCUCGGGCCGGCACAGUCGCCGUUAUCGCCCCCCAGGCGGUCGCGCACUGGUGAUGUGCGGUCUCGACACACUUUUGGCGCUGUGGGCGGCAGACUUGAAGUGUCGGAAAGUGGCGCCGGCAUCCGCCGAUUGCCGCUGCCCUCUGUUGUUGACAUCAUAUCUUGUUCAGCACUGGGUGCGCUUAAUCACAAGAGCUUCUCGAUGGAUCAUCGUGCAGCUCCAGCCAGCGCACUUUCAUCAUGCUCUCCGCCGUGUUUCACCUACACCAUAAGAGCUGUUGCACCUUGCACUAAUCUUCUUGUGGGACUUUCUGACGCGCAGUUGCCCCUUGAGGUGUUUUCCCCGGCGCUGAACUCCUUGUCAUACCCAAACUGUUAUUUCCUUCACUUGGGUCGCGGGACGCUGUAUUGCCCUCGGCUCUCCAUGGCUGAUGUGCCGUAUCCUAGUUUUAUGUGCUCAGGCCCCAUACUCGUGGAUGAGGAGGUUACGUGUGUUCUGGACGUGGCUGCCCGGACCAUUCGGUUUGUGCGGAGUGGUGUGGACUGUGGCGUCGCCUUCAACGAUGUGGAGGUUUCGCUUCCACUCUGUCCAGCGUUUGAGUUUGACUCGAGCGGUGGUGCCAUUGAGUUCAGGUAA